Medicago truncatula (barrel medic) is the source of this 2023-nucleotide messenger RNA. Its product is annotated as transcription initiation factor IIE subunit alpha. Bases 175 to 1587 code for a protein of 470 amino acids. The record is from RefSeq and is a predicted model, not a curated record. Gene Ontology annotation, cellular component: transcription factor TFIIE complex. The transcript is spliced from 10 exons. Gene Ontology annotation, biological process: transcription initiation at RNA polymerase II promoter. Lineage: Eukaryota; Viridiplantae; Streptophyta; Magnoliopsida; Fabales; Fabaceae.
CAAUAAAAUGCACUAGUGACGUUAAUUACAGCCUUUCUUUCUCUUACCUUUCCCGGUUAUCUUCUUUUCUCUUCUCUCUGAUUCAUCGACCGAAUUAAUAUCAUCAUCUUCAACGUUACUCCGUAGAAGAACCCCAAAGACUGUACCAAAACCCUACAUCAUCAGAUCGUAUCAAUGAUCGAACCCUACAACAAGCUUGUUAAAUUAGCUGCAAGAGCUUUCUAUGACGAUCUUACCAGCAAAGGAGAUAAUCAGCCCAAAACUGGAAGAAGUGAUAACAGAGGAAUUGCCGUAGUAGUUCUUGAUGCGCUCACCAGACGACAAUGGGUUAGAGAAGAAGACUUGGCAAAGGACCUCAAAUUGCAUACGAAGCAACUUCGUCGAACUCUGCGGUUUUUUGAAGAAGAAAAGAUUAUCACUAGAGAUCAUAGGAGAGAGACAGCAAAAGGUGCAAAAAUAUACAGCGCUGCUGUAGCUGCUACAGCUGAAGCCACGACAGGAAAAGAGGGAGAAGAAAAGGUCAAGCUACACACACACUCUUACUGCUGUCUAGAUUAUGCACAGAUAUAUGAUGUGGUUAGGUACAGACUGCAUCGCAUGAAGCAUAAGCUGAAAGAUGAAUUAGAGAACAAGAACACCAUUCAGGAAUAUAUAUGUACAAACUGUGGCAAAAGAUACAAUGCUUUGGAUGCACUGCGGUUAAUAUCUUUUGAAGACGAGGACUUCCACUGUGAACGUUGUAAUGGAAAACUAGAGGUUGAAAGUGAUAAGUUAGCUGCUCAAGACGGGGGAGAUGGAGGAGAUGGAGAUGAGAAUGCACGAAGACGACGGCGUGAAAAGUUAAAGGACAUGCUUCAGAAGAUGGAGGUACAACUCAAGCCUUUAGUAGACCAAGUCAGUCGGGUAAAAGACUUGCCUGUUCCAGAAUUUGGUAGUCUUCAAGCUUGGGAAGCCCGAGCUAGUGCAGCUGGGCGGGCAGCUAAUGGAGAUAAUGGUGGUGAUUCUAAAUCUCAUCUGGGAUAUAAUGGAGCACCAAUGCCAUACAGUGGAGAUACCAAGGUGGUAGUUGACUUCAAUGGUACUGAAGGCAAAGGAGAGGGUGUUAAAUCUGAAACUGACAGUACAUCUUUAAAGGUUUUGCCUCCAUGGAUGAUUACAUCAGGUAUGAAUCUUACGAAAGAACAGCGUGGAGAGGUGAAGCAGGAAACAAAAAUGGACGGGACUUCAACUUCCACAUCAGCACAAUUCACAGACGAUAAAAAGUCAACAGUUGGACAUGAUGAUAAAAAUAUACAGGAUGAGUAUGUCAAGGCUUAUUACGCUGCUUUGCUUAAGAAGCAACGCGAAUUGGAAGAAGCUGCAAAAAAUCCCCAAGAUGCGAAUGCAGCAGAUGAUCCUUCUAGCAGUACUUCCAACCGGAAAGUUGGCGGGAAAUCAAAACGUGAGGAAGAUGAUGAUGGUACCGAGUGGGAAGAGGCUCCUGUUAGAGGAAAUGCAAAUGGAGCUUACAAGGUGGAUUUGAAUGUUGAAGCCGAUGCUCAGCCAGAAGAAGACGACGAGGACGAUAUCGACUGGGAGGAAGGCUGAUGAAAAUAAUCAUAACAGUCAUUAUGAAUGUAAUGACUUAUUCUGAUCUGCUAGGGCAUGUGUUCUAAGUCAUUAUAACUAAAUAAUGCAACUUCAAAUUAUGUACCACACAAGACCGGAGUUAGCUGCUCAUUAUCUUAUUGCCUGUGCAUGUUGCUGUGGCGAUACGUCCGUGGUUUGAGGGGAGGUGUACCGUUGACUUUUAAGUUAAUCACCAGUUUUCAACUUUUCAUUAUAUAUUGGUUGACCAGACAACCCUACUUUGAAACUUUGUAUGUUAUGACUGGCCAGAGAAUAGUGUUAUUCUGACUCCAUUUUGUUAUGACCACAUUGUUAUUUACCAAUGAAUGGAUAUUAUGAUUUGUGAAUCGUGGGCCAUCCCAACGUUUGACCUAUGGUAUUGCACACAUCAAUGAAGAAAUUGGUGAGCUCUGAA